Messenger RNA from Dipodomys ordii (Ord's kangaroo rat), 2714 nucleotides. RefSeq names its product RIC3 acetylcholine receptor chaperone (gene Ric3). Lineage: Eukaryota; Metazoa; Chordata; Mammalia; Rodentia; Heteromyidae. Gene Ontology annotation, biological process: protein localization to cell surface; synaptic transmission, cholinergic. The transcript has 6 exons. Gene Ontology annotation, cellular component: neuronal cell body; neuron projection; intracellular membrane-bounded organelle. The coding region runs from base 1 to 993 and encodes 330 amino acids. The record is from RefSeq and is a predicted model, not a curated record.
AUGGGGGAGAAUACAGGAAAAUUGGGUCGAUUUCCACCUAUAAUGCAUCAACACUCAGUACCUGCAGAUGGCCAGACCCCUGGGGCUCGUUUCCAGAGGUCUCACCUUGCAGAGGCAUUUGCCAAGGCCAAAGGAACAGGUGGAGGCAGCGGAGGAGGUAGUGGAAGAGGCCUGAUGGGGCAGAUUAUUCCAAUCUAUGGCUUUGGGAUAUUUUUAUAUAUACUAUACAUUCUCUUUAAGCUCUCAAAAGGGAAACCUGCAGAGGAUCGGAAAUGCUCCACCACCACACCUGGAAACACACACAGGAAAAUUACCAAUUUUGAGCUUGUCCAACUGCAAGAAAAACUGAAGGAGACAGAGGAAGCCAUGGAAAAAUUAAUCAACAGAGUGGGACCUAAUGGUGAGAGAGCACAGACUGUGACUUCCGACCAAGAGAAACAAUUGCUGCAUCAGCUCCGAGAAAUUACUAGGGUCAUGAAAGAAGGGAAGUUUGUCGACAGAUCUACUCCAGAGAGGGAAGCAGAGGAAGCCCCGUACAUGGAGGACUGGGAAGGUUACCCUGAAGAGACUUACCCAAUUUAUGACCUUUCAGACUGCAUCAAGCGCAGGCAAGAAACAAUCCUGGUCGAUUACCCUGAUCCAAAAGAGCCUACUGCUGAAGAAAUAGCUGAAAGAAUGGGAGUGAUGGAAGGGGAGAAAUCAGACCAUUUGGGCUGGGAACAUCUGCCUACUGAUCCCAGAGUCCAGGAAGAUAAUUCUAUUGCCUUGCAUGACCUAGAGCCAGAAACAUGUCCCUGCUGUUUUCAAGAAGAGGAAGAUCCUGCUGUCUUGGCAGAAAAUGCUGGAUUCAGUAUAGAUAGCUUCAGUGAGAAAGAGCAAAUUACUAAAGAAGACUGGCCUCAAGAUUUUAGAGAUGAAGGGCUGGGCAUCAGUGUUGAUCAAGCACACACAGGUGGCAUGUUGAGGAAGCGUAACCCACAGGUUUUAGAGUGAAAACAGCCAGUUUGGUGAAGUAUCCUUUACUGUAGUCCCAAGUUGACCUUUCUCUCUGAUUUCAUUCUUGGCGCUGUGCCCUCUAUGUCCUUCUCUGUCUUUGAAUGUCAUAGCUAUCAGGCCACCAUGGUAUCCUUCCUGGUGCUCACACACCUGUCACCUUGUAAAUCAUAGACAUUAGUGUGUACAUAAGACAGCUUCAUUCUUUUUCUGCUUUCUACCUAUAACAGAAUCUGAUGCAUUAAGUAAUUAUAUUAGGCAUAUCAUAUUUACAGAUGGCACCACUUGGGCAAAGUCUGCUUCUUCCUGCUAGGAGUUUACCUGUGAAUGCACAUCAGUUAACAGAUGAUGAGAAUUUAAGGUUGCAAGAGUGAAGAUUUCAGAGUCCACAAUGCCUUAUUUGGGCAGGUUAGUGGUCCUCUAGGAAGAAGAAAAUGUUUUGUUUGUGGGGAAGAUGGGCCCAGGGCAGGACAAGAUUGCCCUUAAGCUGAAGCCUCUUCCUUUCAGAGAGGGUCUUUUCUAGGAGCAUUGAUGCCAUCUCAGAUCCUUUUUUUUUCCUUCAUAGUGGAACACUCCUACCGACCUGGGCAUGACCCCAUAGGCCUAUUUGAGAACUGUUGUGCUCUUAGUAUUGCCUGGAUCUCUAGCUUAAAACCUCCAUGCUCAGAGUAUUUCUGGACUUGAGGAAACUUUAAAGACUUUAGGUAGCCUUUCUCUGCAGAGUCAAGAUUUGAGGCUGUUGAGGCUACAAGAAGGCCUAUGAAUGAUGGUCCUGCUAUGAGUUGUUCAGAAGGCCAAGGAUCCAAGAGGAGAGAGGAUCUGUGCACUUAAUAGUCCUUGCCUAGAAACAGUGUCUGAAAAUUGUAUCUUUGAGAAGUAUGUUCUCAUAACCACAUGAAUGGAAACAGAAACGAGGACUGAGCUUGUAUACAGAGCACCAGCUCAACAGAGAAGGUACAUUGUUUGUAUGAAUUACCAUUAUAGCAAUGCCUAGAAGGGACUGUGCUUUCUAUAUUUGAAUAUUUGGAGCUUCAGGGAGAGUUAGGACAAGUAGGAAGUAAACUAUGAUUACUGGGAGGAUUUUGACUAAACUAAAGGCUAUUGGUACGUGUUUUCACAAGACAAGACAGUACCUGUGAAUUUUGUUUAACAUCAAGGGUGAGUGAAUUUAUACAAUUUAUACAAUUAAGACUUGCAAGUUUAAAGAUGGCAUGUUCCCCAGGACAUUCCCAGUGAUAAAAUGGGAUGGACACAAGAAUUAGGAAAUUAUGUAAAGGUAGUUACAGCUUUUUAUAGAGUUCAUUGUACCUGGCAUGAAUCUGAUGUCAAGAACAUAGUUAAAACCACUCAUAUUGGCAUACAAACUGUGAGAAGGUAUUGGAUUGCAGUAAGACAAUCUAUUAGCUACUAUGGGCAUUACUAUUAGUAACUAAACUUUAGAGGAAAAAAACAUUGAGAAUUGAGUCUAUAGAAAAUAUUUUGCAUCACAUGUAUUGAACAUCUAAUUUACAUUGUAAAGAAUACAGUUUAAAAUGUACUAAAGUCAACCUAGAUAUAGUGUACAAAUACUAAAGGUAAAAAAAGCAUUCGUAGUGUUUUAGUAAGUUGUUUUCUUUGUGAUUUUCUCUCAUUUAUCAUGGGGGUCAUUUGAGGAGAGAUGAUUUUAUCCUAGAUCACUGGUUCAAAUUUCUUUUUUUGUUUUUCCCCCGAAUAUAAUUCUU